UCUUGCAUCUUUAUCCUCGCAAUUCACAACAAUGGCAGAUGAGGUGAAGCUACAUGGGUUCUGGCCUAGCCCAUUCAGUCACAGAGUCAUCUGGGCACUCAAAAUCAAAGGUGUCGAUUAUGACUACAUAGAAGAAGACCUUCCCCACAACAAGAGCGAAUUGCUGCUCAAGUAUAAUCCUGUUUACAAGAAGAUCCCAGUCCUCGUCCAUGGCGGCAAGCCCAUCGCCGAGUCCCUCAUCAUCCUUGAGUACAUCGAAGAUACCUGGCCCCAGAAUCCGCUCCUACCCACCGAUCCUUAUGAGAAAGCUUUGGCUCGGUUCUGGAUCAAAUUUGCGGAAACCAUGGUUACUUCUUUCCGGGCAAUAAUCAGGUCAACAGAUGAAGAAGAACGAGAAAAGGGCGCAAAAGAAGUGGUGGAAAGGCUGAAGACUUUGGAGGAGAAGGCUCUUGGGGACAAAAAGUUCUUCGGUGGUGAUGCUAUAAACAUGGUGGAUAUUACUUAUGGGUUGGUGGGUUAUUGGUUCAAGAAUGUUGAAAUUGUUAUGGGCGUGAAAUUGCUGGACUCAAACACUUUACCUCGACUCUAUGAAUGGGCUGAGAAUUUCAUGAAAGUUCCUGUGAUCCAAGAAAAUCUUCCGGAUCGAGACAAAUUGGUGGCCUAUAUCAGAAUUGUGAGGGAGAGAGGUUCACAACAGAACCCCAGUAAUUAGUACUGCGUAAGUUGGGAAUGAUGUGUUUUAAUUUUCUCAUUCGAACUAGUUUUCUUUGUUGUUUUUUUUUUUUUUUUUGUGUAACAUUUAGUUUUCUUUGUUGUUAUGAGUAAUUACUGUGUAAUUUUUCAUUUCCAACGGGGUGUUAUUUAUCAAUAUAAAUGACGUUGGUAA
Messenger RNA from Rubroshorea leprosula, 886 nucleotides. Lineage: Eukaryota; Viridiplantae; Streptophyta; Magnoliopsida; Malvales; Dipterocarpaceae. The record is from the annotation of a GenBank genome assembly.